Molecule: messenger RNA, 1796 nt
Organism: Astyanax mexicanus (Mexican tetra)
Lineage: Eukaryota; Metazoa; Chordata; Actinopteri; Characiformes; Acestrorhamphidae
Gene: cdca3
Product: cell division cycle associated 3
Exons: 7
Coding region: 248-1579 (443 amino acids)
Source: RefSeq, a predicted model, not a curated record
GCUCGAUUUAAAUGCUUCAGUGCUGAGAGAGCGCAGUCACACACAGAGAGAGAGAAAGACUACCAGAGCAACAGCGACUUAAUAUUAAACUGGAUUUACUCAUUUAAAAGAGUGAGCUGUGAGUAAUAAAAGCAGGUUAAGGAAAGGACUGUUUGAGGAGUGAGUGCUGAGGCUGCUGUGGAGGACUAUAGCUGGGUUUCAGAGACGAGGGAUCGUUUUCUCUCUGUUGUAAAUAGAGAAGCUGAUCAUGGGAUCUAGUGAGAGUAAGAUGACCGUGGCUUCCACACCAAAGCUUGAACCAGGGAAAGCAGUUCAUCACCGACGCCUGGCAGAGCUCGCUGACCCCAGGUCACCGUCCUGUGGCAUCUCCCGCACACCUAUACAGGUGGGGGGUGCAGCAGCAGCCCCUUCUGUCGGCGAAGUUCAGGAGUCAGUCGGGCCCGUGUGUUUUGACCCUCGGUCGCCCACGCCUGGUGUUGCUCGCACCCCACUGAAGGACAGUAUGAAAGUGACUGUCAGCUCGUUGGCUCGCAAGCUCAGCACGUUCUUCCUGAGCGACAUCGAGACGGCAGACUCUGACUCGGCUCUUCACCCUCACGUCUCCUUCACUAAACACCCCAGCCUGUCCACCGUGGAGCAGCAGGACGAGCUGAGCGCCACAGAACCCCUACUCCCUCCCCAAAGCAACCACUCAGCCCCUCCGUCCAGCCCCGUGGCCUGCAGCCCCUCAGUGGGGUACGGGUCCUUCUGCAACAGUCCGUUUGUGCUGGUCGGGGAGGCACAGGUGGAGGUGGACGCUGAUGAGGAGGUCACUCUGGAGGAGGCUGAGGAGGCUCUGCUGCUGGGAGAAUCUCCCCUCCGGAGGGAGCUCAGCCUGAGCCUGCUGGCCUGCAGAGAGGGUGUUUACUCCCCAGAGUUCUACUCCUCAGCCGAGGAGCGCCCUGCUACUCCUCUUCCUCCUUCAGAAGAGAAGGAGCACAGUGAUCACCCCUAUGCUCUUCCUCAGGUUUCUUCUGAGCCCAUCCUGCCCAGUCCAGAGGUCGUUCAGCCAAUAGAAGAAGAGAAACCCGCAACAGAAGCUCCUGCUCCUGUUUCUGAAAACGUGCCGAUACAAGCAGAGCAGCCCAAGCUGGCGGAUCCUGAACCAGUCAGAACCUCCAGCAAACCCAGUAGCACCCUGAAUGUUCAGAGGGAAAGCGGUAUCCUGAUCCCCCGGUUUGACCCCCGCAGCCCGAGCCAGGCGGUGUUUAAACCCCAGUGGUUGGGUGUGGGGUUUGGGGCGACGGGCGUCAGGGCUAGAGGGGUUCAGAGCCGAGGGAAAGGAACCUCCUCCCCGCUGUCCAGCCGCAAACCGCCCAUGGACGAGAACGAGAACAAGGUUGUUCUCGGUAAACAGAAGCAGAGAGGCAAGGCUCUGCUAUCUGAAGGCAGGUCUCCUCUGCAGAUCCUGAAGGAAGCUAAUUCACCCCGAGACCAUCAGUCACAGAUGAAGCUGAAAGUUUCCACUCCAGAGAAGCAGAGGUUUGGUCAGAUGGACAGAAGAGUGCUUGCACUCUCUCUUAACAAGGAGAACCAUUGAGGAACCAAAAACUGGAGUAAAGGACUGAUUUCUCUCUCGCCACCAAACACUAUGUGUAUAUAAAACCUUCAUCUCUAUCUCUCAGGAAGCCUCAAAUCAUCCCAAACUUUAUUUUUGUGUGUAAAUGCUUAUUUUUUUUGUGUUUUACAUUCUCUUUCCUGCCAUUUUAUGUCAGUGUCUUCCUCUUUUUCAAAUGUAAAUAAAGUCAGAUAUUUUA